Molecule: messenger RNA, 738 nt
Organism: Rhododendron vialii
Lineage: Eukaryota; Viridiplantae; Streptophyta; Magnoliopsida; Ericales; Ericaceae
Product: ankyrin repeat-containing protein NPR4-like
Exons: 2
Coding region: 1-738 (245 amino acids)
Source: RefSeq, a predicted model, not a curated record
AUGUUGGUUCGAGACAAUCAUGAGGACACUAUGUUGCACUUAGCCGGAAGAUUGGCACCCCGAAUAAAACUCGAUCUUGUUCCUGGUGCAGCUUUGCAAAUGCAACUUUAUGUGCUAUCAUGUAAGAAGUGGAGGAACAAGUACCGCCCAUGUUUAAGGAGAGCCAAAAAUAAGUCUGGAGAAACGCCCGCAAUGGUCUUCACUAGAGAGCACGAGAAAUUAGUAGAGGAAGGACAAAAAUGGAUGAAAGACACUGCAAACUCAUGCACAAUUGUGGUAGCACUCAUCGUCACAGUGGUAUUUGCAGCCGCGAUCACUGUUCCUGGCGGCAGCGACAACACUGGGCUUCCCAUUUUCUCCAAAAAGACAGCAUUCAUUGCCUUUGCUGUUUCAGAUGCAAUCUCUCUCUUCACGUCCACCACUUCUCUGUUGAUGUUCUUGUCCAUCCUUACUUCUCGUUGUGCUGAAUCAGAUUUUCUCUAUGUUCUUCCCAAGAGAUUGAUAAUUGGCCUGUCAACCUUGUUCCUAUCCAUAACAACCAUGAUGGUGGCCUUUAGUGCCACACUCUAUCUUUCGUUUGGGCACGAUAAGUUGUGGAUACUUAUUCCGGUGGCCGUACUAGCCAGUUUACUAGUCACGUCCUUCGUGUCACUCCAAUUUCCCCUCCUUGUGGAUCUCAUUUCAACGACGUAUGGUCCUGGCAUUUUUGGCAAACAAAAUGAUCGGCCCUUUUAUUAA